Dendroctonus ponderosae (mountain pine beetle) is the source of this 985-nucleotide messenger RNA. It is a transcript of the gene mRpL44, whose product is annotated as 39S ribosomal protein L44, mitochondrial. Gene Ontology annotation, biological process: RNA processing. The record is from RefSeq and is a predicted model, not a curated record. Lineage: Eukaryota; Metazoa; Arthropoda; Insecta; Coleoptera; Curculionidae. Gene Ontology annotation, molecular function: double-stranded RNA binding; ribonuclease III activity. The transcript has 4 exons. Bases 84 to 968 code for a protein of 294 amino acids.
ACCUGCAAACCCACAGGCUGUUGCCAGCUGGGCAGGUUUGGUUGGCAACGCGCAGCGUCCUAACCAAACAUUUCCCCGUCAGAAUGCAAUCGCUCCGAGUGGUUUUCCGGCUGUUGGGGGCGCAGCCCCUUGCAGGCGCCCAGUGCCGAGCGGUGAAGCGCUGGGUGAGCCCCACCAUGAGGGUGAUAGUGCUCAGGAAGAAGGCGCUGGGGCCCCAGCCGGAGCAGCGGCGCUCCCAGUUCCUGGAGUGGAACGAGGAGGUGGAGCUGCGCUGCUUCUCCAAGCGGCUGGGCGAGGAGUUCGAGGGCAAAGCCCUGCGCGAAGCGUUCGUGCAGCCGGAGUGGGCCAACGUCCAGGAGUUCCAGGCCAGGCAGGCUGGCGACACUGCCUUUGAGCCCAUUGCGCACAACCGGGAGCUGGCGGAAAACGGGGCCCAAAUCAUCUCCCAGACCAUUCGGGGGGCGUACGCCCCCUCCUACCCAUCUGACGUGGUGGAGGGCAUCCACAGCCACUUGACUUCGCAGGAAAUGCUGGCGCAUGUGGGCAAGCACCUGGGCAUCAAGGACCUGAUCAAAUCCCUGGAGUACCCCCCAGAGGAGCGAAGCCUAGCGGACACCUUCAGGGCCUUAGUGGGGGCCCUGGCGCUUUCCAGCCCCGCAGGGCGCGUGCAGAGAUUCGUGGACGACUUCCUGCUGUGCCAGAUGGUGGGCAAGGACGUGUACGACAUCUGGGCGCCAGCGCAGCCCUACGAGUACAUGCUGCGGCUGCUGCAGGCCAAGGGCGUGGAGCAGGUGGAGCCCCGCCUGUGCAACCAGAGCGCCAGCAACACGAUUCUGGCCAACUUCCAAGUGGGGCUCUACGACGCCAAGAGCAAAACCUGCCUGGGCCUGGGCUGGGGCGAAAACAUCAAAACUGCCAAGGAAACGGCCGCUUUGGACGCCAUCCAGCGCCUCCAUGCCAGUGAUUAAAGCCCCAUUUAGUUAAA